CUCAUACCCUACCAAACAUAGCGAACGACGAAGGCUUCUCUUCUGCUCCACUGAAGUUGCGAGAAAACUCAAAUCUCAGAGCGAGAGAGAGGAAGAGAGGCAAUUUGCGAUUGCAGAAGAGAAGCAGCGAUGAGGGGAUUUGGAAGAUUGAUGGGGCGAGCCCUUUGGUAUUCGUCUCAGCAACAAAGACUCCUAAGGCCUUCCGUGGAACAUAGCUUACGCCUCCUACAUGCUUCUUCUUCUUCCUCUUCUUCCUCAGCCGUAACGGCGUCGUAUCUGGACAGCCAAAUCGCCUCCUUUUCCUCAAGCCUCGCAUCCCUGAGAUCUUCCCCAUUCGGAGGGCAGAGGAGGACCAUGUUUAUACAAACGCAGUCCACGCCCAACCCUUCCUCUCUGAUGUUCCAUCCUGGGGAGCCGGUUAUGGAAGUUGGGAGCGCUGACUUUCCCAAUGCGCGUGCGGCCAUGAAUUCUCCGCUGGCAAAAGCGCUCUUCGGAAUCGAUGGUAUUACUCGAGUUUUCUUUGGAUCUGAUUUCGUUACGGUGACAAAGUCAGACGAUGCUUCUUGGGAUUUUUUGAAGCCCGAAAUCUUUGCAGCCAUCAUGGAUUUCUAUUCUUCUGGGCAGCCACUGUUUCUGGACUCUAAAACUGCGGCAGCUAAGGACACUGCUAUCGGUGAGGAUGACUCUGAGACUGUAGCAAUGAUCAAAGAACUGUUGGAAACUCGUAUACGACCAGCAGUGCAAGACGAUGGUGGUGAUAUUGAGUAUCGUGGAUUUGAUCCAGAAAGUGGAAUAGUGAAACUGAGAAUGCAAGGAGCGUGUAGUGGCUGCCCUAGCUCAUCUGUCACACUAAAAUCUGGCAUUGAAAACAUGCUGAUGCAUUAUGUUCCAGAGGUCAAAAGUGUGGAGCAAGAACUAGAUCCUGACGAUGAGGAAGCAGCACUUACUGGCCAAAUGGAGUAGGUGUUUUAUUGGUAGAAUAUCAAGUGGUCUUUGCUGUAAGCUAAUUGGAAUCAUAUGUUUUGGAAGGGUGAGAUGGGAUGGCUGGUUGGCUACUAUACAGGUCACCUUAUUUAUUUGCUUGGCAUGAAGCUAAUAAAUUUUGGAUAUAUUUUUUCUGUA
Corylus avellana is the source of this 1122-nucleotide messenger RNA. Its product is annotated as nifU-like protein 4, mitochondrial. The record is from RefSeq and is a predicted model, not a curated record. Gene Ontology annotation, cellular component: mitochondrion. NCBI's taxonomy places the organism in Eukaryota, Viridiplantae, Streptophyta, Magnoliopsida, Fagales, Betulaceae. Gene Ontology annotation, biological process: iron-sulfur cluster assembly. Gene Ontology annotation, molecular function: iron ion binding; iron-sulfur cluster binding.